Molecule: messenger RNA, 390 nt
Organism: Owenia fusiformis
Lineage: Eukaryota; Metazoa; Annelida; Polychaeta; Sabellida; Oweniidae
Source: the annotation of a GenBank genome assembly
AUGACAGAGGUACAGCCAGUCGAAGAGGAAGUCAUACCAAAUACAUAUGUCAUAAGACCAAACUUCCAGCAUAAAUUUCGUCCUAUAAUAGUGAAAGAGCUGAUACAUAAUGUCCUUGCGGAGAACCUAACAGGAAGGGAAUAUGUGGGAGAAGAGACAACAGAUUGGUGUAAAACUAUAUCAGAUGAAAUUAAAGUCAGAUUAAAAGACAUAGGCUAUGAUAGAUAUAAGUUUAUAGUCCAAGUGGUUAUAGGAGAACAGAGAGGGGAGGGGGUAAAGAUGGGCUGUAGGUGUUUCUGGGAUUCUGAUACAGAUAACUACGCUCAAGACAUCUUUAUGAAUGAUUCAUUAUUCUGUGUGGCAGCUGCAUAUGGAGUCUUUUAUUACUAG